AAAAAAAAAAAAACUAGGGCUUUCAUUUCACCUUCUUCUUCUUCUUCUUCACAAAUUUCUCCCUUUCUCACCCGAGAUCUGGUUUCUCGCUCUCUCAUUUGGAGAUUUUCUGCGUUUCGUUUCUCUGUCCCUUUCCAGUUCUUGCAGUGGCGCUUCUCUCGUCGGUCUGUUCGAUUUGCAUUGGAACUCGUAACUGAAAUGGCUGGGGGAGGAAUGAUCCGGCAGUUGCUGAGGAAAUUUCCAUCUCAAUCUUCAACCCCUCCAUUGACCUCAUCCCUUAUUUCAAAGAAUGAGGAAGCUGGCUUUGCUGGGAUGAACUCCUUUAGAAGGCUUGCUCUCCUUGGAGCAGGCAUUUCUGGGUUUUUUAGUUUCGCAACUAUAGCAUCUGCUGAUGAGGCAGAACAUGGCUUGGAGUGCCCAAACUAUCCCUGGCCUCACCAGGGCAUCUUGAGUUCAUAUGAUCAUGCUUCGAUUCGUCGUGGCCAUCAGGUUUACCAACAAGUUUGUGCAUCCUGUCAUUCCAUGUCUUUAAUAUCAUACCGUGAUUUGGUUGGUGUUGCAUAUACUGAAGAGGAGACAAAAGCAAUGGCUGCUGAAAUUGAGGUAGUUGAUGGGCCCAAUGAUGAAGGUGAGAUGUUCACUCGUCCAGGUAAACUCAGUGACCGGUUUCCUGAACCAUAUGCAAAUGAACAAGCUGCUAGAUUCGCUAAUGGUGGAGCAUAUCCUCCAGAUCUGAGCCUUAUCACAAAAGCUCGUCAUAAUGGUCAGAAUUAUGUAUUUGCCCUUCUUACUGGUUAUCGUGAUCCACCUGCUGGCGUUUCGAUCCGAGAGGGUCUGCACUAUAACCCUUAUUUCCCUGGGGGAGCAAUUGCGAUGCCUAAGAUGCUUAAUGAUGGAGCUGUCGAGUACGAAGAUGGUACCCCAGCGACAGAAGCACAGAUGGGUAAAGAUGUUGUCUCGUUCUUGUCAUGGGCUGCUGAACCAGAAAUGGAAGAAAGGAAACUGAUGGGAUUCAAAUGGAUCUUCGUGCUCUCUCUGGCUCUACUUCAGGCCGCAUAUUAUCGCCGAUUGAAGUGGUCAGUUUUGAAGUCCCGCAAGCUGGUUCUUGAUGUGGUCAAUUAGCUAGCUGACUGUGAGUUGCGUCUAUUAUUUUGCUUCUGCGAAGAAGAAAUGAAUUGGCAAUAAUUCUGUUAGAAUGUAAUGUUUCUUACGAAGCAAUUUCUUUUUUGAAUCAUAGUUGAUUUGCAGUGAAUGACCUGCAAGUGUCUGAGUUCCUCGUUUUUGAUGGAAAUAAACUUCAUACGCCGAAAUUCAUUAUUUUUGUGGUAAUUUGUCACAACAGCUGAACUCUGAUAUUCAUGUUGGAUAUAUUUGUUUGAUGAAACUUUGUAUCUGUAAGAUUUAUGUGAUAAAACAAAGAACUGUAAGGGAGGCAGCCUUAGGGGCUGUAAUGCCCCCUUCAAGGUGUC
Cucurbita moschata (crookneck pumpkin) is the source of this 1469-nucleotide messenger RNA. Its product is annotated as cytochrome c1-2, heme protein, mitochondrial. Bases 199 to 1122 code for a protein of 307 amino acids. Gene Ontology annotation, biological process: mitochondrial electron transport, ubiquinol to cytochrome c. The record is from RefSeq and is a predicted model, not a curated record. NCBI's taxonomy places the organism in Eukaryota, Viridiplantae, Streptophyta, Magnoliopsida, Cucurbitales, Cucurbitaceae. Gene Ontology annotation, molecular function: electron transfer activity; heme binding. The transcript has 8 exons.